UUUCGAGGCUGCCGGUGCCUUGUAUACUGAAUUUUGACAUUACUUACAUUUUUCGAGGACUUCAGUGGCCCAGUACCAGUCCGUUUAGGCUGCGGGGCCAAUAAAAGAAGAAGAAGAAGAAGAAGGUUCUUUAGAUAUUUCGCAUAUAAUUUACAUUAUAACAACUAUGAUUGGGAUGAGAAUGAAUGCAUUUAACGACACUGGACUUGGAGAACCUGAGCAAGAUGCGAACACAGCCCUCAUAGAACUUGAUAAAGGUUUACGUUCUACCAAGACUGGAGAGCAAUGUGAAGCUAUAGUACGUUUCCCUCGACUGUUUGAGAAGUAUCCCUUUCCAAUAUUAAUAAACUCGUCUCUGUUGAAAUUGGCCGACGUAUUUCGUACCGGAAGUAAUUUCUUACGAGUAUGGGUUUUAAGAGUAUGUCAGCAGAGUGAGAGGCAUCUUGAUAAAAUCUUGAACGUAGAUGAAUUUGUAAGACGUAUUUAUAGUGUUAUACAUUCAAAUGAUCCUAUUGCUAGAGCUCUUACUCUGCGUACAUUGGGCAGCGUAGCUGGCAUUAUUCCUGAAAGGCAGCAAGUACACCACAGCAUAAGAAGAUCAUUAGAUUCUCAUGAUUCGGUUGAAGUAGAAGCUGCAAUAUAUGCUGCUCAAAUGUUUGCAGCACAGUCCAAAUUAUUUGCUGUAUCCAUGUGCAGUAAGAUUUCCGAUAUGAUCAGAGGUCAAGCUACUCCAGCUUCAAUGAAGUUACAGCUUAUACCAAUUCUACAAUAUAUGCAUCACGAUACUUUUACAACAUCAAUGGUAAAUGAACUGUGUAUGGAGCUUCUUGCAAGUUAUCCAGCAGUGGAAUUUGUGAGAGUCACUCUAAGUGCACUAAGUACUCUUGCUUCUGCGACAUUAUUAGAUGUGCCACUACAAGUUGCGUUAUUAUUGCGCUAUUUACAAGAUGAUCCAAGGUUAUCUAUCAAACGUCACGCCUUGCAUCUUUUGCAUAAUUUGGCUAGAAGAGGAGCACAUCUCUGGCCACAGGGUGCUCUUAAUAAUUUAAUUGAAAGUACUACAACGCUUUUGCAAGAUCGUGCAGGAAAUACAGAUCUUCUUAUCCGUACUUUAGACGUAAUUGAGGUGCUUAGCCAAAAUGCUGUAACGUGUGAUGCAAAUAUGGAAGAAAAUAGUCCCUUAUUGCAAUUAUGUUUAAAUGCGUGUUAUUCACCUGAUCCGUUUGUCGCGGUAAAAGCCGUUACUAUACUUUCUAGAGUUGCCUGUUAUUGUUACCAAGAAGGAUUGCCUGCUUAUGGUAUACAAGACGUGAUUUCCUGUCUCGAAUCUCUGAUUGUAUUAUUAGUUUUGGACGAUAAAUAUUUGCAUCAAUUGAGAGCAUGCUUACGUUCAACAGUGAAACUAUGUCAGUCACAGCCCAGUCAUUGUGCUUUGUUUGUCGACACUAUUGGUUCUACUCUUAUCAACGCAGAAAGCAGUCAGGAUGAGAAACAGACAGUCGCAUUGUGCGAAGCAUUAGGUGCUAUUGGUAGUUUAGGAGAGAAUACAUUGCUUCCUCUUUUACCAGAUAUUUUGAUCAAGCUUAAACAGACAUCUCAUGUACAUACAAAGGUAAUGCUUUGUACAUUAGUAUUCCAAACGGUGGCUGGAGGAUACGAAUGGAAUUCGGAAUGUUUAGAGGCAGUAAACAACAUUGUGAGAAACGUGGAUGGUUGGGCGAAAUAUCGUAUUGCCCGCAGCGCAGCAAGAUACGGCCAUCAUACAAUUGCUACUGAAAUAUUUAAAGGUCUAAAAGAAACUGUAGCGUCGGAACAGCUACAUUUUUGGCUGUCCGGUUUAGAAUUAGUUACAAAAGCAGAAUGUUGUCUCAUGAAUAAAACGGAAGGCGAAAAUGACAUGGAUAAAGUUGAGAUUGUGGAAAAACUAAAUGGCGCGAUAGCGCGUUAUGCAAGCGCUUGCGCGUCUCUCAAAGCCGCUAGCACUCCAUUACGCAGUUUGCAGUUUCCAAGCGAAUAUUCAAAAUUACGUUGUGAAUUCUUACAGUCCAUAGCGCAAUUAUUACACUCGUGCAUAUCUUUAUGUACUGCACCACCACCUGCUAUAGCUGUCACAGUUGUCAUUGCGACGAAAGACGAUCUCCAGAGAUACGGACGUGUUACACAUCAGUUAAGAAAAUCAACACAAGAUUUGAAAAACUGUGCGGAAAGUUACCAGAAGUUAUAUCAAUCAGCCUUUGAUGCUGAUCCGGAAUCGUUGGCGAAUAUUCGGGCAUUACAAGAAAUAUGUCGGUUAUUAGUAAACAGCGUAGAACGAGUUUGCGGCGGACCUAAUAUUUCAAUGUAUCAGCAGCAGAAUGAUUCUGUGAAUUUUCAUUUUGAUGACUCCGUAGAGAUGCGACAGUUGGCUCGCUGCUGUGCCGAGUUGCGCCGUUUAGCACCAUCCUGUGUGGGUGGCGAAAGCAAGACUGGAGCAAUCAGUCAUUUGAGAGUUAGUUGCUUGAUGUCACAAGUGAUACUUCUUGCCGGUGGAACGAUGAGAUUGCCGAUUCCACGAUAUUUCUUUCAAACUCUGCAAACUACUAGUAUUAAGCUGUAUGUGUCACCUCAACCGCGUGUUCUCGGUGAGCCUGUAUCUGUGCCACAAGGUAGCCAGCUAGCGCUUAAAGUCGAAGGAGUAUUGCAACAUGGUCGACGGGCUUCUCUUUUCCGUUCUGUCGCUGCAGUAUGCAUUUCUAUCUCGACGACGCCGCCUUCGAAAAUAAAUUCUGAUCAAAAGGAUUCCAAUAUGAAUGAAUUGCAGCAAACAGUAACACCUCAUCGGGAUUUCUUCGCUUGCGAAUUUUUAUUAUCUUUGGGAGUACCUGGAUCUACAAUUAUAUCUCCAGGUACGGUUGGUGCAAACCCUGUGCCCAGUAGUGGUGGUCAAUAUCAAAUCACGGCGAGUGCAAGUAUACUCGACAAGGAUGGUAAUGUAUGGAAGUGUGGCCCACGUUCUACUUUACCUGUUAGAGUACACGAAGAACCUGCGAAGAGGAAGUUACCUUAAGGACACGCACUUUGUGGCAGGCAAUAUAUUUCAUAAUAUUUUUAUUCAAAUAAAUUUUAACAA
Molecule: messenger RNA, 3109 nt
Organism: Cyphomyrmex costatus
Lineage: Eukaryota; Metazoa; Arthropoda; Insecta; Hymenoptera; Formicidae
Gene: INTS7
Product: Integrator complex subunit 7
Exons: 13
Coding region: 167-3046 (959 amino acids)
Biological process (GO): snRNA 3'-end processing
Cellular component (GO): integrator complex
Source: RefSeq, a predicted model, not a curated record